This is a messenger RNA of Tetrahymena thermophila SB210, 1053 nucleotides long. Its product is annotated as transmembrane protein, putative. The transcript has a single exon. The record is from RefSeq and is a predicted model, not a curated record. NCBI's taxonomy places the organism in Eukaryota, Ciliophora, Oligohymenophorea, Hymenostomatida, Tetrahymenidae.
AUGAGUUAAAGCAAUAGAUUACCUUCAGAGUCUGAUUAAUUAGGGAAUUAUAAUUAUCCUCCUCGACCUGCUCCUCCAGCUGCAUCUUAGCCAUGUUGUUGUUGGUCUUUAUAAGUAAGAAAGAAGGAGGUUGAUGCAUUUUUGGAUAGUACUUCUCCUCCAAAAGUGUAUGCAGGUAUUUAUGUUAUAGGUUUGGUUUUUUAUAUUACUUACUUUGCUUGUGUUGUUAGCUAAUUCAAAACAAUCAGUGGUUUGUACCUUAAGAAAAAUUACUUUAGAAAUGGUUAAAUUAUUUUUGGAUCUUAAUUGGAUGGAACUCAAAGCUUUAGUAAUAUAGAUUAAUGUUAAAUUUAUAGCGAAGUUGAGCAGAAUAAGAUAUCCAAUUAUCUAAGUAAGCACACCAGUACUUUGGUAAACACUCAUUUUAUAGUUGGAUUUAUUGGAGCUAUGGUUUGUUUCUCUUUAAUAUUUCCAUUUUUUCCAAAGAAUGAAGAAAGCUAUAACCCAAGAACACUCACUCGCUAUUUACUCUGCUAUAUAUUUUUUUUAGAUAAUGCAAAGAAAUAUAAUAAUAACUCAUAUUUUAUAACUCGCUUAAUGGAAAAGUUUUAUAGUGGUAAUCUCCUUCUUCUCAUAUUUACUUCGGGAACAGCUGUAGGAUUUAGUCCACCUAUUUUUUUAAGAUCUGUAACUUUAGGUGAUGGAUUUUCAUGUAUUUCCUAAGGUGAUGCUAAUGUAAUAGACAACAUGAAUACUCUUCUUUAUGCUUUAAGUAUUGGAGUUUUUUGUCUUUAUGCUCUAUCUCUUAUCUACUUGGUUACAAACUGCAUUUAAAUUCAUAUCAUUAGAUUUACAUCAGUACUUAUUUUAACCAUCGUAGGAGUAGUUUGUAUUGUAGUUUCAUUUGUAAUAGUGAUUCUAUAUUCAACAAAUCUUGUCAAAGCCUUUUAUCUUAUCAGUCUUAUUAGCCAUUUUCUACAAUAUGUAAGCAUGUACCGAGUAUACAUAAAUGAAAAAUGCAAUCAUAGUUUUUUUAAAGAAGAAGAAGUAUGA